CCGCAAAUCCCACUGUCGUAUGAGCCCGAGCACUUUAUGCAGCCACAUGUAGCCAGCGUUCACCUCAGCGUCAAAAGUCGAGCGUUCACCUCGGCGUCAAAAGUCGAGGGCAUGGAGUUUUCUUCCUCACUUACCUAACCCAGUUUCACAAGUCGCGACUCGCUACUCGACGUACAAACACCGUGCCCGCGUGAGAUACUAGGCCGAAAUGGCCGCGCCUGUCGUCACCUCGGACGCCCCGUUUGCUCGUGCCCUGCGGGAGUGGGUGGCGGACCUGAAGGAGAGCGAGGACAAGAAAAGCCCGUUCUACGAAAAGGUGCUGGCAGCCGGCCCCGAGGAUGACGGGUCCGAGCCUUUCAAUGCCCGCGACCCCCAAGUCUGCUCAAAGCGUCUCUCCGAGUUCAUCGAGAAGCUGCAGCAGACGCGGCGCGACGAGAGCAAAUAUCUCCGCCUCUGCGCCCGGCUCGAGCCCUUUGUCGACGGCAUCACGCGCCUGAUCAAGAUAUUCGGCACGCUUGCCCAGGCUGCGCCGUUCGAGGUCGGCAUCGCCUUUGCCGGGGCGCAGCUCGUCCUGCAGCUCGCCAGCCAGCAUGUGUCGGUGUUCAACAAGAUGGUAGACAUCAUGGUUGAAAUCGAGAGACAGCUGCGCUGCUACGACAAGUUCUCGGUCGCCUUUUCGGAUUCGGCCGAUGUCCACAGCCUCCUGCUCGAGGCUUACAAGACCAUCAUAAGCUUCUGGCAUAGGGCAUCCCAGAUUUUGAGCCGCAGUUCCUUCCGAAUUGCCGUCUCCACGCUGAUCAAGCCCCUUGAUGCCGAGUGGAAGAAUUGCCUCGAGAAGCUGCAGAGAAACUCGCAGGCCGUCCUAGCGCUUACCCAGGCAACCACGGCUGUCGAGUCGAGGCAGAACCAAGAAUUGGACUUGACCAAGAAAGUCGCAAAGUGGAUCUUGGCAGGAGAAGACGCUGCGAAGCUGCUCUUCCGCCGCGACCUGGCUGAGAGUCGCUCGAUCCGCCACGAGGGAACGUGCAGCUGGAUCUUUAACCAGCCUAGUUUAAAGACGUGGUUCGGCGCGAACAGCAAUGCCGUCGCGUGGUAUACCGCCCCCCCGGGGUCAGGCAAGACAGUCCUGUCGGCUGCCGUGGCACAGUAUGUCGAGGAAAAGGGAAAGGGGCUGCUCAUCUACUACCGGUUUUCCUUUGACGACAGCGCCCGAAGGAUGCCCAUCAACGCUCUGCGGUCCAUCGCCCUGCAGCUGCGCACCGCCAUGGGCAAAGUUCCCGAAGAGGUGAUGGAAAUCUUUAACAGUGAGAUGCAGCGCCAUGCAUAUCGACUACAGGACACCGAGAUCGCAGCAAAUGUUGUCGAAGGCUUCCUCAAACAAGUGCCCCGCAUCCAUAUUGUUAUUGACGGGCUGGACGAGUGCUCAGACAUUCAGGGCGCGCUCCGCUUGUUCAGUCGGCUCGCGGGCUUCGAGAACUACGGGAUAGCGAAAUGGUUCUUCACCAGCCGCGACGAGCCAGUGAUACAGGCCGCGAUGGGGAAGAUGCAAGCCACUGAGCUGCGCCCGGCGAAAGGGACUGUCAUGAGCGAUAUCACGACAUUCCUCGACGCGAACAGCGCAAACUUGGCUGUGAGAAAGUGCAAAGACUGCGUCGAAUACUGGACCGCGGCAUCCCAGGAGAACUUUCUUUACUCCCGACUCAUGCUUCAGCUGCUCUGCGGCGACGGCGUCACCUGCAGCGAUGAGAUCCACGAGGAGCUCCGACGGUUUCCGCCGGGGCUGUCGGGAUGCUACACUCGGUGUCUGGACAGCCUCACCCGAAGGAAGGAUACCGAGCGCGAGCUUGCAAGACGUAUGUUCGUGUUCCUAGUGUUUGCCGCCAAGCCUCUAACGGUGAACGAGCUGCGUAAUGCGCUGGCUAUCCGUAUGGAACCGGGCUUCGACGAUCACCAGCCGGGCCGAGUACCGAGUCUUGAACUCAUCAAGCUGCUCGGCGGGUCCCUCAUCCGAAUCGAGCAUGAGGGCUCAGACGCGGGUCCUUUGGUCAAGUUUGUGCACAAGUCUGUGGUUGACUUUUUCAAGGAAGACCCAUCAAGGCUAGGAAUCCCAGCAGGAAGAGCCGACCUCGGGAAUUUCUUCACCAGCAGGAAAGAAGGCGACCUGCUGCUCGGGAGGUACUGCUUGAAAUAUUUGCAGUUCCGACGGUACCAAACUGACGUCGACAUGCCGGCCGUCCUUGCCAACAACAACGAGCAUGCGUUUCUCAAAUACGCGGCUGCUUUCUGGUUUCAACAUCUCGGCGAAGUCGAGCACGACCAAGAGCUCUUCUCCGAGGUACGGUCGUUCCUCCGAAGCCAAGCAUUCCGAACCUGCCUUAGCGUGCAAGUCCAUGUGCGGCCGCACCUUUUUGCCCGAUACACGGGAAUAGGAGGCGGCAGCAUAUUUUCGCUGGGCCUCGAGGCGGGAGACUUGAGCAAGGACGACAACAUCACCGAUCCGCUUCCGCACUGGGUCGAACUCUAUAAGCCUGAUGGUCAAGACAUCUCCAGGGCGCUCUAUGAUUUCAUCAAGGACUGGCACGAGGUGCUAGUGCUGCACCCCGAAGCCCGAAAUCAGUGCCAGCUGGGCCAGGCGGCCAAACUGGUGUUCCCGGGGCUUGCGUCAACAAUGUCGAAGGGCAUCCGGGUUUCAAUUAUCAAGCUGCCGCCUGGGGCGCAUAAGGCAGCAAUGUCGAGCGUGUAUUUCAAUAAGUCAAAAGCAUCCGCCCGUGUGACGUACGAAGGCAGCAGUAAAACAGCUGCACAGUGGCACGACGCUCCGAUAUCGAGCGGAGAGCCGUCGGCGAGUGGGCAAAUUGCGUUCGCUCCGCCCGCAGCAGGCCAGACAAAGGAUAGGAAACGACUAAUUCGAUUUACCGAGGCGGCAAACCAGCCAGCCACACCCCCCACGGCGUGGUCGAUUGAUUUAUCUGACCUCGUGGUGGAACGGUCUGAAGGAGGGGUAGAGUCUGAGGCGUUGCAUGCACCAAAGUCGUUCCACAUCGAAGGGACCAAGUCGGGCAGGACCGAAUGGGGCCUGUUGAAAGAGUCUACUCCGGUGCUUUCCGGCUGUGGACCAGCAGUGGCGUUCCACUUUCGGAAUACGACCCUGGACGACAUGAGGAAGCAGGAGACGGACUCGGGGUACGAUUCAGCUUCCGACACGGACGCGGACUCUGACUCGGGCUGGAGCAGCAACUCGGAGAGCGAUUCCGGAGAGGCCAGCGACUCUGAAGAGCAGACCCCCCAGCAGAAGCCCAAGUCCAAUGCAUCCGACUGCCUCGUGAUAUGUUGCCACGGCGAGAAGCCGGUCUGGAUUCCGUGGGACAACCAAUCGAACAGCCAGACCUUGGUUUCUUGUGCUUUUCACCCCCGUGAAAAGCUUGCCGUGUUCUCUCGCCGCCUCGGCGAAUUAGAGCUUGUCGAUAUGGCCAACGGCGAGAUCUCCCGUCUGGCUAUCGAAGACCCUGCCGUAGCCGGCGCGUCGGCAUCUGUCAUCUUAAGAGAACUUCGAUUUUCUCCGUGUGGCCAGUUCCUCCGCAGCCUGCUCGUCUUGAUUGACGACAACGCCGAUGUCGGGUCGACGUGCCAAGUCCUCCUGUCCAUCUUCGAAUUUGACGGCCAGAGCAGAGACGCCGGCUUGUUGUCGAGGUGCGCUGCGGUUCAGCGCGUGACGUACAAGUUCAGGGCCUCGACCGAGAGGCUCCGGGCGCCUUUCAUUCUGUCGCACUGGGACGUCGACAUGCUGUAUUUGUGUCUCCCGCUGCUUUCCUGUAGCCCCAAAGUCGUGCGGAUCGAUGUCGCACUUGCUCGCCACAACACAUCGGAAGAUGUGACAUAUGCCCAGACACUAACAAGUCCCGUCUUCUUCCCGAAUUCGACUGCUUCUCGGAAUCCAAGACUGCUCUAUCGCUCUUCGCCGAUGGACAGCAAAGAUAUUAUGCUUUUGGCCCUCGAUGGGGUUUUCCAUGGAGAGGGCCUAGGAGACGACGGAAACAGUUACCCGCCGGUGGUCAUGGAGUGGAAGAUCAGCAAGAAAGACGGGUGGAAGGCGUGGGAUGAAGAAACAGAUGGCCAGGAGUCCGCGCUUGCUGAAGAUCUUCGAACAUAUUCGCAACUCCGCGGAACCUUUGUCAGCGCUGAGAAAAGAUUCACCGUCGUUGUGCGCAGUGGGCUGGACUGGACAAAGAAGGCUUUUCUUUCGUGUGUAUAAUUAAACUAAACACAAGCCAAACAGUCUGGGUUGGAAUCGGAGGCCGUUAGUUACAAUUAAAGUUUAUGGUCAGAUAGGUCAGGUACCCAGGUAAACAGGUAUUUGCCUCAACGGCAAAUUUCAGGCGGCUGGGAGGCUAAGAAGCUAGCCCGGCGUGUUGCGAGAGCCAGAACACCGGGACCCCACAGUUUAGCCCGGCGUGUUGCGAGAGCCAGAACAUGGGGACUCCACAGUUUAGCCCAGCG
This is a messenger RNA of Lasiosphaeria miniovina, 4497 nucleotides long. RefSeq lists its product as uncharacterized. The record is from RefSeq and is a predicted model, not a curated record. Bases 209 to 4252 code for a protein of 1347 amino acids. The transcript is spliced from 5 exons. NCBI's taxonomy places the organism in Eukaryota, Fungi, Ascomycota, Sordariomycetes, Sordariales, Lasiosphaeriaceae.